AUGAAGACUCCUCUGAGUCCCUCUCAGCUCCUGGAGCGGGGGCAGAUCUUUGCCUUUGGAGGGAUGUGUCAAGAACUGAUGGACCCGCCUACAUCUACAUCCAUCAGUCUCUCUGUCCAGCAGACUCCGUCCUCAGGUCAGGGCGGGGCCUACUCGCUGUGUGAGGUGUGUAACCUGCAGCUGACCUCUGCAGCUCAGGCCCAGCUGCACUACAAUGGCAGGUCUCACCUCCGGAGAGUGAGACAGCUCCAGGCUGGAGAGACAGGACAACAGGCAGCAGCGGGAACUCAGUCUAGAUCCCUUCCCCAGGCCACAGGGCUCAGCUCCCAGCCUGCAGGACUAACUUCGAAUCCAGGCCUCAGUCCAGGGCUCAGUGCUCCCUCCAGCACGACUGCAGGAAGUGGGUGUGGUGCAGUGGGCGGGGCGUUGCCGGGACUGAUAGGUGCCACUGGUCCCUCGGUGAUGAUGAAACCAUUCCUGUCGUUUCCUGUCGAGACGACAUCGCCAGUCGGACUUUUCCCAAACUUCAACACGAUGGACCCGGUGCAGAAGGCCGUCAUUAACCACACGUUUGGCGUUACUUUAGUGCCCAAGAAGAAACAAGUCAUCUCAUGUAACGUCUGCCAGCUGAGAUUCAACUCUGAUUCUCAGGCAGAAGCUCACUACAGAGGCAGUCGUCACGCCAAGAAGCUCAAGUCUCAGGAGAACAAGACCAAGGCCAAGCUGUCAAUCACUGGAGAGACCAAUGGGAGCAGCCCGAGUCCUGUUUGCCCCGCCCCUCCUCUCUCAGCUAACAGCAGCACCAAUCAGCACACAGAUCUCUUAGCUAGCAUCACCGACUCCUCCUUUCCUCUCAAACCUUUCCUCCUCCCCUCCUCCUCCUCCCCUCGCUCCUCCGCCUCCCCCUCCUCCAGCAGACCAGGCAGCGAGCCUCCUCCCUCCAGUCCUCCCUCCGCCCUCCCUGCCCCGGGCCUCUUCUCCUCUUCUUCCUCUUCUUCCUCCUCUCCCCCUUCAUCCAAAGCCUCCCCGCCUCCCCCUCCUCCAGCUCCUGUCACCUCCUCUUCGCCCCCUGCUCCUCCUCCUCCUCCCCCUUCCCAGGCCUCCUCCCAGGAUGCUCAUCUCUCAGCGGAGUCGGAGGAGGAGAAGGCGAAGAAGCUGCUGUACUGCUCUCUGUGUAAAGUCGCCGUCAACUCUCUGUCUCAGCUGGAGGCUCAUAACGCAGGUUCAAAGCACAAGACGAUGCUGGAGGCGCGGAGCGGCGCCGGGCCGAUCAAGGCCUACCCUCGAGCCGGAGCCAAGCUGAAGAACGGCAGCAGCUCGGCACUGAAGGGCUCCGGCCUGCAGAACAAAACCUUCCACUGCCAGAUCUGCGACGUCCACGUCAACUCUGAGAUCCAGCUCAAACAGCACAUCUCCAGCAGGAGGCACAAGGACAGAGUGGCAGGAAAACCCAGCAAACCCAAAUACAGCCCGUAUAACAAACAGCAGCGCAGCUCGCUCUCUAAGGAGUUAGUGAAGCCCUCCCUCUCUCCCUCCUUUCUCUCCACUCCUUUUGCACCUCCGCCCUCCUCCCUCACCUCCACAAUCUCGCUCCCUCCUGCCUCUCUCUCCUCCUCUCCUCUCCUCCUCACUCCCACCUCCUCACCCCUCACCCCUGCCAUCUCUCUUCACCCUCGCCCUCCCACUUCCACGUCCCUCUUCACCGCCUCCUUCCUGCGUCCGGCUCCUGGACCAAUCAGAGCGAGCCAAGGAUCAAUUCUCUUCGCACCGUACUGAUGAUGACGUCAGCGGUGGGGGAGUCCAACCGGUGACCUUUGACCUUCAGUUUGUUGACCUGACAGAAGAGUCAGAGACUUGAGAGGACAGAAGCUCCUCGUUGCUUUAA
Messenger RNA from Plectropomus leopardus (leopard coralgrouper), 1885 nucleotides. The record is from RefSeq and is a predicted model, not a curated record. NCBI's taxonomy places the organism in Eukaryota, Metazoa, Chordata, Actinopteri, Perciformes, Serranidae.